Mugil cephalus (flathead mullet) is the source of this 2558-nucleotide messenger RNA. It is a transcript of the gene dedd, whose product is annotated as death effector domain containing. Lineage: Eukaryota; Metazoa; Chordata; Actinopteri; Mugiliformes; Mugilidae. The record is from RefSeq and is a predicted model, not a curated record. The transcript is spliced from 5 exons. Gene Ontology annotation, biological process: apoptotic process; regulation of apoptotic process; extrinsic apoptotic signaling pathway via death domain receptors. Gene Ontology annotation, cellular component: nucleolus. The coding region runs from base 364 to 1611 and encodes 415 amino acids. Gene Ontology annotation, molecular function: DNA binding; protein binding.
AUUGUUUGCUUGUUUUCCCCCCAUGGUGUGUGUGCCUGGGGACCCAAAAAAACAACCAAACCGAGCUUUAUAUCUGACCCGGAACGAAGCGGCGGCUCCCAUCGACAGACUGUCGCCCUCCGUGUGUUGUCGACCCAAGAAACCAGACGGAGAUAAAUAAAAAAACGUGGUUUCUGUCCUGGAGGAGGAGGAGGAGGCUUUGCUACCAGACAGUGGGGAGCUAACUUAGCGCUAGCCUCCUCUCCAACUUUGAUGGUGUCGGGAUUAUCCAAACCAUAGAAACGCUGUUCGGUUGGAUCGUAAGAAAACAGGAGGAGCCGCAGGGAUUCAAGCGCCCCCCCCUCGUCACUGCUGGCCCCUGAGAUGACAUCACAACAACCACAGCUCCCCAACGCUGUCAUUCCUCCCCAGCUCGCCCCCCAGAACUCUGCCCAGCAGGCCCGGCCCCACAUCCAAGACAAUCAGCUGGACUUGAGUCAGAGCAGCGGCAACAACGGACACCUCGACCACCGGGCUCUGACGGGCAGGCCGGGCUGCUCCAGCACGACGACGACGACGGCGGCGGCUGCGACUUCGGCUUCGGCGGCCAGCAGGGAAGCUGCCAGCACGAACGUCUCGGCCUCCUCCGCCAGCUCCGGCUUGUCCAAAAGAGAUGGGGCCUUUGAGCCGUGGCCCGAGGAGGCAGUGGACAACUCCCACGGCCUGUACUCGCUGCAUCGCAUGUUCGACAUCGUCGGGGCCCAGCUGACGCACCGGGACGUCCGGGUGCUGUCGUUCCUGUUCGUCGACGUGAUUGACGAGUACGAGCGCGGCGGCAUCAGGAGCGGGAGGGAUUUCCUGCUGGCGCUGGAGCGCCAGGGGCGCUGCGACGAGACCAACUUCCGGCACGUUCUCCAGCUUCUGAGGAUUAUCACCCGCCACGACCUUUUGCCUUAUGUCACACUCAGGAAGCGGCAGGCCGUUUGCCCAGACCCUGUUGACAAGUACCUGGAGGAGACAUCAGUGCGUUACAUUUCCCCGAGAGGUUCGUUACAGCGUAAGGAUGCUGCACCUCACAGAAGAACAGGUCCACGGCCAGUCAUUUGUUGCUCCCCGUCGGGAGCUCACGUCGGCCCUCCCCGAACGAAACCGGCUCCUCGCGUGCCCAACCACAAACGGAAGAGAAGUCAUUCCUCAGUCGACUGCCGAGAGAAGCAAACGUGUGACAUCCGCCUCCGUGUUCGUGCUGAAUACUGCCAGCACGAGUCGGCGCUGCAGGGCAACGUCUUUUCCAACAAGCAAGAGGCGGUGGAGCGACAGUUCGAGCGCUUCAACCAGGCCAACACUAUCCUGAAGUCCCGAGACUUGGGCUCCAUCAUCUGCGACAUCAAGUUCUCCGAGCUCACCUACUUGGACGCCUUCUGGAGGGACUACAUCAACGGAUCAUUGCUAGAAGCGCUCAAAGGGGUGUUUAUCACAGAUUCCCUAAAACAGGCCGUGGGCCACGAGGCUAUAAAACUGUUGGUGAACGUCGACGAGGAGGACUAUCAAGCCGGUCGACGUAAACUGCUCCGUAAUUUGGUCACAAACGGUGGGUGCCCACCAGUGGGUAAUAAAGACUCUGUGUCUUAGACGGACUUGUCAGAGCGGUAGCGUACUGGAGGAACACUGCUGUGCCUCGUCCACAGGGAAUAGGGUGACAUGUGGCUGUGUCUUUUGAGGUGCCUGGAGUUUGUGCGCCUGAAAAGGAACUUGGAAAAACGUCCAGCCGCACCGUUAAAUUCCUUGAGAGCUAAGGUCAUAGGAUAUUUACUUGGCACCCCUAAGCGUAGCAUGCAAUAAGAUCUGGAACUAUGUUAGCAAACACAAAUAGGAAAAAUGCGUACAGGUUGGCAUUGAAUCUUGGGCUUUUCGCUUUUCUUCGAGGAGGCGAUCGCUCAACCCGUGUGUGUGUGUGUGUGUGUGUGUUGAAUUGACCUAAUUUUUUGUUCAAGUUAGCUCAUUCAAACACUUUUGUUAACUCUAAUGAUACGCUUCACUUCUAUUCUAAAGUGUUGUUAUUUGUUUUUUUUGUUUUUUUUUUCAAUAUAGGAAACGCAGUAAAUGUUGACAAGUUGCUCCCAGUGGGAGUUGUACCGUAUCGUCAAACUAGAUAAUAAUUGUUCCAGGUUUUUCAGGUACAUUGCAGAUUGAGUGGGUUAGCCAGUGAGAGGGGGUUCUGUAUCUUAUAGGCGGGCAGAGACCGGAGACGACGUACAAUUAGUCUAUUUCGUAAGCGCUUGUUGGCAAAAGUGAACUCUUCUGCAGAGAUGAAGCCUCAUGCCUUCUUACCAACGGCUGUGAUGAUAUUAUAAGUUGUAAUUUCCAGUCACAGCAAAUAUUUAAAAAGAAAAAAAAUUAUAAUAAUAUUUUGUUAAUCAUUAUAAUGUGUUAAUUCUUCCACUGGUGUUUUUGAUUUGUUUGGAUUUUGAAAUCUGUGUCCUAUUCAUCCUGAACUCGCCCUGCCACUCAGAGUGGCCUUUUUUAAAAAAAAAAAAAACCUUUCUUUAAAUAAAUUUCAAUCAUUAUGUGCACAUUCA